GCGGAAAGGUCAAUGUCUGCCAUACUGCUAAUGGCAGUACGUAAGUCGUUAUAUAAUAUUAACAAUGAAUCUACCUUUGAUACCGGCAUAAACGAGACGAAAGCUGCAGCUCUCAGAGGUAAUAUUUGUGAUCCUACUGUCCUACAUAAACUGACGUGUUAAAAAAGACCAAUUGUUCUUAUUCAAAUCGCCACUUAGUUGCAAUUGUCAAUGUCGUUGGCGCAGCAAGAAUAUAUUCAUACGAUAACGCGUACCGUUCCUCAUGUUCCACACCGUCUGGACUCUAGUCGCAUACGGAAUGUUCUUCGCGAAAUGGUCACGAGACUACAUAUUGCAUGCUUGCUCCCGAGAAUACUGUCAACCUCCAGUGAGCGUUUGCAUUUUCUGGAAGAACAUGUUUGCCGAUUGUUGGCGCUAAUCAAACUGCAGUUGCACCUAAUUUUUCAUGUUCCUGUGCCACCGGAAACUGGGUGCUGUCUGCAUAGAACGGAUAGCAGACAAUACAUAUUGUGCGACACCCGUGACGGGCAUGAUGGCUCCGGUUUCGUUUCUUUAAGACAGCCAUCGUCAACAGAAUCUCUUAGCGUCGACGUGGCUUUGGAUGAUAAUAUUAAUUCCGUGGAGUGCUUGAGCACGGAUCAGGGCGGGCUGCUGGCACUGGAGGAAACGUUCUCAUCAUUGUGUCGGUGUUUUCUUGUGGCUGACAAGCUGGAAGGGCAGGGACGAUUGCUACAGCAAACGGAAGCCGUAUGCAGAGAACUCCAAGAUGAAAACUUGAAGUUGUUUCUCUUCUUAGGAAAACUGCACCAGUUCUCUGAAGAAAUAUUAUUGAACGUUGCGAAGCAGAGCAAAAGGACUCCAUACGAACAUAGCGUUUUGAGACGGAAGUCUGCAGCAGUUGAAAAUCUUGAACUCAAUAAGCUCCAAGAAUGCCAAGAAAUGAGACAAAAUUUCCUGAAUGAGUUACGAAAAAACAAACGGCUCGUCGAUGGCUUAUAUCGAAAUAUCCAGAUUCACCAGACAAAAAUGUUCUCUUGUUUGUCGCAAGUGCGGAAGAAACGUACGGAAGUCGGAAAACUGAUUUCUUCGCGAGCCGAAGACGACUCCGACCGGCACAAAAGAAAAUAAAUAAAUGCACGAAGAACGUAGAAGAGUCUUCGAGUAUAACUAGAGAAUGUGUUGAAAAGGGCUUCCUUAAAAUGAAGGAAGAAUGUAAGAAACUUUUUAAACUACAGCAAAAUAUCAAAACAAUGGAAACCACUCUGUUAAAGAAAACCCUCCACCUUAAGGAAGAGUUCAAUCAAGUAACAGGUGAUUUGGAGUCCGCGGCACAUAAUCUCGAAACGCAGAAAACGACAGAAAUAAAUAUUGUCGGAAAAGAAUACGCAAUACUUUUGGCCGAUCACAAUUCCCGUGUCGAACAAAAACUCAGAAUUGGGCAACUACAUGAGAAGAGAACAGCGGCAGCAUUGCUAAUACAGCGAUUUUGGCGUGGUUACACAACAAGAAAACUCUACGAACAAACAAAGAAAAUGAAACAACCUGCAAAAGCCUUACAGAAAAAAACCGCCAAUUCCAAAUCGAAAUGAAUCUGUGUUCUAGUAAUAUGAAAUUACUAAAGUCAUUUCGUAAAUUUAGUAGUAAACAGAUUUCUUUAGUGCAGCCGGUUUGUGGAAUUGAUAAUUGUAACAAAUUGAUACCUUGACAAGGCACGUCGUGAUGGAUCAUCUUAAAUGGCGGCAAACCGGGCACAAAGGACAAAGGUCAUUUCGUCAGUCCUUAUAGCAACAUCCUGAUGUAGAUACACAAACCACAAACA
Molecule: messenger RNA, 1819 nt
Organism: Paramacrobiotus metropolitanus
Lineage: Eukaryota; Metazoa; Tardigrada; Eutardigrada; Parachela; Macrobiotidae
Exons: 4
Coding region: 211-1128 (305 amino acids)
Source: RefSeq, a predicted model, not a curated record